UUAGAGUACGCGAGGAGCUGGCGUAUUUUUAACUACACAGAUGAGCGUUAGAUGUUCUGCUGGCUAAUUGCUUACUUUCUUGUGCAGUAGAGCAUAACUUUGUUUUAUUCAGUGACCUUUUGUUCAGUGGCAAGGGAUAUGGCUCCCUGUGUAUGGUGGAGAGAAAGUUUCUUAAACAGAUUUGAGUAAAAGAGUUCCUUUAAAGGAGAACACUACUAAAGAACAGGACAGGAGCCGCAGGGUGGCAGGUGGCGUGAGGCUGCCUGAGAUCCGGGACCGUGUUGGAUGAGAAGAGCUCGUGGAAGUCAGCCAGCGACGUCCUCUCAGUGUGACUGCCUGCCCGUGGCUGGGCACCAGGAGCCAUGGCCGACACCAUCUUCGGCAGCGGGAGUGACCAGUGGGUCUGCCCCAAUGAUCGACAGCUGGCCCUGCGAGCCAAGCUGCAGACGGGCUGGUCCGUGCAUACCUACCAGACGGAGAAGCAGCGGAGGAGCCAGAGCCUCAGCCCGGCCGAGGUGGACGCCGUCCUGCAGGUCAUCCAGAGGGCCGAGCGCCUGGACGUCCUGGAGCAGCAGAGAGUCGGGCGGCUGGUGGAGCGGCUGGAGACGAUGCGGCGGAACGCGCUGGGGAACGGCCUGUCCCAGUGCCUGCUCUGCGGGGAGGUGCUGGGCUUCCUGGGCAGCUCCUCGGUGCUCUGCCAAGACUGCAGGAAGAAAGUCUGCACGAAGUGUGGGAUCGAGACCUGCCCGGGCCAGAAGCGGCCCCUGUGGCUGUGUAAGAUCUGCAGUGAGCAGAGAGAGGUGUGGAAGAGGUCGGGGGCCUGGUUCUACAAAGGGCUCCCCAAGUACAUCCUGCCCCUGAAGACCCCCGGCCGCGCUGAUGACCCCCACUUCCGACCCCUGCGCGUGGAGCCAGCACAGCCCGAGCCCAGAAGCACUGAGAGCGGCCGCGUCUACACCUGGGCCAGAGGAAGAGUGGCUUCCAGUGACAGUGACAGCGAUUCCGACGUCAGCUCCUCCAGCCAGGAGGACAGACUCCCACCCACUGGGGCCAAGGACCUGAAAGGCGACAAACCCUGGGGGCAAUCAGGGGCUGGCCUGGACUCCCCCAGGACGGGGCUCGCCCGCCCGCCCAGCCACCUCUCAGGGAGCCAGAGCAGCCUGGCCAGCGAGACAGGGGUGAGCGCUGCAGACCCUCAGGAGGGCACCACGGCCCGGGCCGCCCCAAAGGGCGCUGGCAAGAGACACACCUGGGCCAGUCCCCGCUGCUGACGUGGCCCCUGGGGUCCCCAGGCCUGCCCCGGUGCCUGGAGCGAACUUGCCGGUGGAAGAUCUCAAGAGAGAAGCUGGAGCCCUCGCUGGCGUCCCCAGGGGCUGCGACCUCUGACUCCGGGAGCCUGCGGGGGGGGGGGGGGGGGGGGGCUGAGGCUGCCGCCCCCCCCAGUGCCUUUCUGUGCUCAUUCUCUGCAGGGGGCCCUCCUCCUGCACACGCCCUGCUGACCGCACCCCUCAGCCCCCCCCCCCCCGGCCCCAUCCACCCUGUGUUUAAGUUUGGGUGGGCCUCAGGUGGGGCUGGGGGCCUGGAGAUGCUUGCGUGGGGCUCUCCCAUGCUGGCUGCUGUGUCAGCGCGGCCACCAGGCGGGCUCUCUCUGCAUCCAUGCUAAUGCAGGAAGUACUGAACCCUGGGCCACCCAGCAGAGCUCAGCUUAGCACUUCGGGGCCGGCGUUGGAGCCUAGAGUGGCGGGGCCGCCCAGGAACCCCCCACCGCCCCGCAGCCUGGCUCUUUGUCAGGGCCCUGCCGCCCUCCCUGACCCCACCCAUCACACACACACCCACCCCUGUUGUGGCUCAGGCUUUCUUCAGCUUGAGGAACUGGCCCAGUUCUGGUGAACACCAGGAGUUCCUCCGGGAAGAGCCGCCUUCGGCGCGGUCCCCAGCCAGGCACGGGGCUCUCCGAAGACAUCGAUCCACUUCUCUUCAGUGGGUCUGGUGGAGCGUGAAAAAGACAUCAUUCCGAGUGCGGGCAGAUGCCUGCAGAAAGCCUUUGGCUGAGCAGAGAGUGUGCAUGGGUGUGCGUGUGCGUGUGUGUGUGUGUGUGUCAGGGUCCACACACGCCCCUCCUGCCACCUCUCUGAGCUCAGAGCUCUCAGGCCCCCACGGUGGACUUCUGUGCCCUCGCCCUGGCAGAGGUAGAGACACUUGCUGUCACCCCAGGACGUGUUAUACUUCAGAAUUAAAUCAGUAAAGAUGGA
Messenger RNA from Oryctolagus cuniculus (rabbit), 2252 nucleotides. The record is from RefSeq and is a predicted model, not a curated record. NCBI's taxonomy places the organism in Eukaryota, Metazoa, Chordata, Mammalia, Lagomorpha, Leporidae.